GGAAAGCCUCGACUUUCCCGCCAUACUUGCACGAGGCGGGUUUCCUUCAGCACCAUGAUGGACCACGUCGACAUCAGCGAAGAAGCACUGGCAAAUGCGAUGAAAAGCAUUAUGCCGAAGAUGGACGCUCGCACCGUGACCCUAAGUAAGCUCCUCGAGCACAUUCAACGAGCACUGGGAGCAGAGAAGGAAGACUUGAAACCGUGGAAGCCUCUCAUCAAAGUGCUCGUUGGUGAGCACUUGCACCUUUGCGUCAAUGCGGUGGAGGCAACGCCGACCAAAUCCUCCCCAGUAAAAAGGACAUCGUCUUCCAUGCAGGCACCCACGACAAUUUCGGUUCCACAGGGUACUGACGACUGCAAUGAAUCGGACGGCGACAUCAAACGCAAGAUAUCACCCAAACCUAAAGCAAAGUCGAAGCGCAUUUUCGUGGACGACAGUGACGAAGACGGCGACUUUGUUGGUGAAAAUGUACACCCUAACGUCAAAAAAGACCGGACAAGUGCUUCGACCGCGUGCACACGCAAUGUGAUCACCAAAACUGAUGUGCCUGACGAGGUGGAAGGCAACGCUGAGAGCGAAGAACGCGACUACCAUGGUCGGGAGGAGAACGAUAGUGCUUCAGUGUCUCGACCAGUGUUCAAGAAGAAGGCUCGCAACCCAGUCGAGGAGUCCUCCGAUGACGACGCCCAAUGUCACCUUACCGCAAAGAAGGCGUCUAAACCUUCGUCGAAACAAAUCUACAAGCAAUCUCCAUCUCCAUACGCCUCUUCUACCAAGCGCUCGCACUACGAAGAUGAAAACGAAAGCAAUGACGAAGACGAACAAGCUAUCAAUCGUCCCAUAAAGCCGUCGAAGGCAAAGUCGAAGAAAUCUGCUCGCAGUGUGCCGUCCGAUGACGAAAGUGAUCGUGAAAAUGAUUCCGACAGCAGCCCUGCGACUUCUCCCGUAAAGAAGAAGCGAGGCAAGCGAGCUCACGACGGUUCGUCAAAAAUCAUAGCGUCGUCUAAGAAGUCGCGGACAGCCGCCAAAUCCACUGCACUAACGUCAUCUGGUCUUGAGGCCCUUAAGAAAUUGGCCAAGAUUGCCGGAGUAUUAGCGCCAGGGCUAUACAAGAAACUUCGCGAGGCUCAGUCGGUAGACGACGCCGAAGAGAUUUUGAGAAAUCGGCUGGUCGACGCCAACGUCACUUGGAGUGGAAGGUAUCCCACCAAAGCCGAGAUGGUAGCGGUGAAGAAGAAGCGAGACCUCGAACGCGAGCUCGACGGCAUUGAUCCAAGCAUGAUCUUGGAGUCGGCCCGAGGCACUCGUCGGUCGAGGACGACCAUGGACUUCGAGCAAGUUGCGCCUGUCGUGAUCGAGAGCGACGCCGAGUCCGAAGCGUCUUUUAACGCGGCAAAUUUUAAUCAAGGCAAGAGCGACGAUGAAGUGUAACGAGGCGGUAUGGCAAUUCGAUUGUCUAGAUCUGCUGUAUUAACAACACAAGCGGCGAUGCCUAAAGCUCCAAGAGUUUAUCGCAGUAGUACGGCGAUCGGUGGCGCGAUCGGUGGUCUCGUGCCUUUUUCCCGAGCAACUCUGGGUCUACCGCAAAUGUUUCCUUGAGUACCUCGAACACUGCCGCCUGCAUGCAGCACAACAUCAACAUCUCGUCAGCAGAAGACAGGCUGACCUGCACGUCAGAGUCAGG
Molecule: messenger RNA, 1687 nt
Organism: Aphanomyces invadans
Lineage: Eukaryota; Oomycota; Saprolegniomycetes; Saprolegniales; Verrucalvaceae
Exons: 2
Coding region: 55-1434 (459 amino acids)
Cellular component (GO): nucleus
Source: RefSeq, a predicted model, not a curated record